GUUUUGUUUGCUAUUAAUUACAGUAAUUGAUGAUAGGUUUUGCAGGGUUGACUUGUAAAAAGUAAAAUUGCAGGUUCUGUUUGAAAGAAAGCAUACUCAUGUCAACUUUGCAGGAUGGGUGCAUUACUCCUAAGGUUCAGGGAAAGUACUGUGCUAUGUUUCUAUGCUGGCUUCUUGGAACUGGAGCGCUCUUUUCAUGGAACAGUAUGCUCACUAUCGACGAUUAUUACACCUUCCUUUUUCCGAGAUACCAUCCUUCGAGGGUCCUCUCUCUCGUGUAUCAACCUUUUGCAGUUGGAACAGUUGCAGUACUUGCUUACUAUGAGGCCAAAAUCAAUACGAGAAAACGGAAUCUAUUUGGUUAUGUCAUAUUUUUUAUAGGUUCUGUCAUGGUUUUAGUUUUGGACUUAGCAACAUCAGGAAAAGGAGGGUUAGGGGCUUUCAUUGGAAUUUGUGCUAUUAGUGGUAUGUUUGGAUUUGCAGAUGCUUUUGUGCAGGGUGGGAUGAUCGGAGACCUCUCCUUCAUGGAAUCUGAAUUUAUUCAGUCUUUUCUAGCUGGUAUGUCAGCAUCGGGGACUUUAACCUCCGCGCUUAGGUUUAUUACCAAAGCAGCAUUCGAGAAUUCUAGGGAUGGUCUACGCAAAGGAGCUAUUUUAUUCUUUGCGAUAUCUGCAUCAUUCGAGCUAGUGUGUGUGUUUCUCUAUGCACAUACCUUUCCAAAACUACCCACUGUGAAAUACUACCGCUCAAAGGCAGCUUUAGAAGGAUCAAAGACUGUUUUAGAUGAUCUUGCUGCUGCUGGCAUCCAAGCAUUACUCCAAGAAGAAUCUGAAGAUCCAAAACAGCAUGAGAGACAGAGCAACAAAGAAUUAUUGUUACAAAAUAUAGACUAUGCAAUGGAUUUGUUUCUAACAUACGUGCUUACAUUGUCUAUUUUCCCUGGAUUCUUAUCAGAAGAUACAGGAUCACAUAGUUUAGGCGAAUGGUAUAGCCUAAUUCUGAUAGCAAUGUUCAAUGUAUGGGAUCUUGUUGGGAGAUAUGUUCCACUCUUGCAAUCCUUGAAGCUAGAGUCACGGACAGGUCUUACUAUUGCUGCGGUUUCUCGAUUUUCACUGAUUCCAGCUUUCUAUUUUACUGCAAAAUAUGGAGACCAAGGGUGGAUGAUAAUGCUCACAUCCUUCUUAGGGUUAACCAAUGGUUAUCUCACCGUCUGCAUCCUUACUUCUGCACCGAAAGGUUACAAGGGACCGGAGCAAAACGCGUUGGGGAAUUUGCUGGUUAUGUUUCUGCUAGGUGGUAUAUUUGCUGGGGUUUCACUUGACUGGUUGUGGCUGAUAGGCAAAGGAUGGUGAGAUUUAGUGUCAUUCACAUUAAGGAACCACCAGAUAGGAAGUUGUAGAUGAAUCUGGUCAUUAAGAACAUCAGAUGCUGUGCAACAAUGGCAGUUUCUGCAAGCAGUGUUUCAGUUCAGAGUUGAUCAUAUUUGUUGGCAAGCAUACAUGUUUUGUGGCAAGACUCAAGAGUGCUGCAUAAUCUUUUUCUACCAAGUCACAACAGCCAACAGCCUUCCAACCUUUGGAGUUAUGGACAGCAGCAAUAUUCACUUGGGCCAUUAAACUAUAAGACUUAAUUGGGUUUGGUAUUUGUGUUUAAAAAAGAUCAUUCAAAAAUAUUAUAAUUUGUAUUUACAUCUUUUAGUUUCAGGAUCAAAUUAUGUGGUCAUUAAGUUUAA
Molecule: messenger RNA, 1732 nt
Organism: Mercurialis annua (annual mercury)
Lineage: Eukaryota; Viridiplantae; Streptophyta; Magnoliopsida; Malpighiales; Euphorbiaceae
Product: equilibrative nucleotide transporter 3-like
Exons: 9
Coding region: 99-1352 (417 amino acids)
Biological process (GO): nucleoside transmembrane transport
Cellular component (GO): plasma membrane
Molecular function (GO): nucleoside transmembrane transporter activity
Source: RefSeq, a predicted model, not a curated record